UGUGCGUGUGUGUGUGCGUGUGUGUAUGUGCGUGUGCAGGGAGGCUCCUGCCGUGCCCGGGCACAUCUGGGCUCCGGGGAGCUGCAGGGAGGAGAUUCCAGAGCUGCGGGCUGCACAAAGCGCGGCGAGGCUGCUCCGGUGUGUGUGUCUGUGUGUCACACACUCACACACACACACAGCAGCCCGGCAGCGGCAAGCGCCUCCUCCCCGCCGCAUUAAAACGAGCCAAGUUUCCUCGCUGGGGGCAGCGGCACGUCGGGGCGGGCGGCGGCUCCGAGCUGCAGCCCCGGCGGGGCGGCCCGGCCGCGAGAUGCACCCCAACGCCACGGCCCCGGCCGUGCCCGGCAGCUCCCAGCACCUCCACCCCAACGCCUCCAACCGCUCCGACCUGCUCUCCAAAGGACCCGACGAGGAGGAUCUGGACGUCAACACCGAUAUCUACUCCAAAGUCAUGGUGACCGUCAUCUACCUGGCUCUCUUUUUGGUGGGCACCGUGGGGAACUCCAUCACGGCGUACACGCUGGUGCGCAAGAAGUCGCUGCAGAACCUGCAGAGCACGGUGCACUACCACCUGGCUAGCCUCGCCUUCUCCGACCUCCUCAUCUUCCUCCUCUGCAUGCCCAUCGAGCUCUACAACUUCAUCUGGGUCCAUCACCCCUGGGCUUUCGGGGGAGCUGUCUGCAAGGGCUACUACUUCCUCCGGGACGCCUGCACCUACGCUACGGCGCUCAACAUCGCCAGCCUCAGCGUGGAGCGCUACAUGGCCAUCUGCCACCCCUUCAAAGCCAAGAGCAUCAUGUCCCGCAGCCGCACCAAGAAGUUCAUCAGCUGCAUCUGGAUUGCCUCCUUCCUCCUCGCCAUCCCCAUGAUCUUCACCAUGGGGGAGAUUUAUGCUAAGGAUCAGGAUCCGGAUUCCAUCAUCUGCACCGCCAUCGUGAACACCACCACGCUGAAGACGGUCAUCCAGGUCAACACGUUCAUCUCCUUCGUGUUCCCCAUGGUCGUCAUUUCUGUGCUCAACACCAUCAUCGCCAACCAGCUCAUGAUCAUGUUCAAGCAGGCUGCCCAGGAAAACCAGGUCUGCACCAUCGGUGGGCAGCAGACGAUGCUCAGCAUGUCCAUGGAGCCCGGCCGCGUGCAAGCCCUGAAGCACGGCGUCAGGGUCCUGCGUGCGGUGGUGAUUGCCUUCGUGGUCUGUUGGCUCCCUUACCACAUCCGGCGCCUCAUGUUUUGCUACGUCCCCUCCAACCACUGGACAGAUUUCCUUUUCAACUUCUACCACUACUUCUACAUGCUGACAAAUGUGCUCUUCUACGUCAGUUCGGCAAUCAACCCCAUCCUAUACAACCUGGUGUCAGCAAAUUUCCGACAGAUCUUCCUUUCUACGCUCACGCUUGUGUGCCUGCCAUGGAGGAAGAAGAAAAGACGACUUGCCUUCACCAGGAAAUCCAACAGCAUCUCCAGCAACCACACUUUUUCCAGCCAGGUCACAAGGGAAACUACAUACUGAAGCCAAAGGAGGAAGAGAAAUGCAUUUCGUGGAGUCUAAACUUGAGAGAGGCCUCUGUGACUUUCAUGCAUGGUCUCCGAAUUCAUGUAACACAAAGCGUGUUUAGCAAAGUCAUUUUUGUUGGAGAAAUAGGCUUCAUUCUGCCAGUAACUUUGAGGUUAUUUUAAAGCAUUGGCCUUGCCUCCUGUGAGUGAUGUCUACACGAUUUGUAAGUUCAGUCUGGCGUAAAUCCAGGUACAGUGUUAACUGGGAUGCCAAUAUAUGUUAAAUUUAGGCUACUUCAUACUGUAUUUCAUCCUUCUCUCAAUGCAGAGACGCCAUGUUCACAUCCGAAGGUUUGAGAUCAUGCCUAUUGGUGGCACUGAGCAGAGUCUAAGGAGGAGAAAGCAGUUUCAAAAUGAAAGGGUUGUUUUUGGCAAAUGGACAUGCUCAUCUAUGGGAUACUCACUGAGCAAGGAGUGAAAACUCAGGGAGUCAGAUGGUUGUUUUAAAAUUACUUCUGAAUUCUUACGAAUAUGACCUGGGUGCUCAAGAGAGCCAUGAUGGCUCCUUGAACUUAAAUACCAACAGAUGAUGCCUUACUUAGAAUAGGGUGAGGAUAGCCUGGGGGAACUGGGAUCAUCUUUCACUUUAGGACAUGCGUAGUGCCUGGCACAGGGAGCCCCACUCUCUGGUAUUGGUAUUGCAACACCUGUAAGUAACAGAGUCUCUGGCAAAGUCAAGAAUGUAGAAACUGUGCCCAGCUGGAGUGUUGAAAAAGAACAGAAAUGGAAAAUCUUACUUACGCCACACAGCCGAAUUCUGUUUCUUUUGCCAGGGAAAGCAGUUAGCUGGCCUGCAUUAAAGAGGUGAGAAAACAGCAGGCUGCUGAGGGCUCCAGCCUGCUGAUACAAGAGCAACCAGCCCAGUUCUGUAGGACUUUCAGAUUUUUCCCAUUAUUUUCACGAGCUGACAUCUCAUAGGCUACUGGCUGUAGGCAGUGGGGCCUCUUUUUCUAGCUUUCAUUUAUUUUUGAUACCAAAACUGUUGGCAACUGAUCUGUACAUACAAAUCUUCAAAUAGAUAAUGCAAAUGAAGAACACAAGGUCUAAGCUGGGGAGUCUUAGCUCUAAAACAACUUUCUUUUAACAAGUCAGAGGAACAGGGCUGAGACAUAUUUACAGCAAAUCAGACAGUUUGGCUCAGUCAAGGUUAUGCUGAAUCCUGACUAUGAGCGUGUUCUGAACAAAAAUCAGGAUCAAAGUAAGAGGACAUAACAUGUAUGUUCUUUUCCCCCUAUUUUUCCCCUUGAUUAUUGCUUUGAAUUUGAAAUUUCUCAGAUGGCCGGGAUAAGUAGCAUGAUGAUUUUUCUUAUAUUGUUCCACCUCUAACAGCCAGCUAUGAGAUGUAACAAAUUGCCCAAGAGCCUUUGGCACCAGAAAUCAAGGGCCUCUGGGACAAGCUAAAGGGCUUUCCCUGCUGUCACAGCACCAGAUGGUGACCUGCAUGAACCUGGGAACCAACCCAUCAUCUUGUGCAACCUGUGCUGUGAUUUUGCUGUUAGUGACCUUAUGUCCCCCUUCACACCAAGGCAGAAAGUAAAUCAAAGCUGUCCCUGCUCACAUUCUCCUUGCCAGAGGCAUUCCUCAACAGCCAAUUAUGCUCACACAAAGGUGAGCCAAACACAUCCUAUCAGGGAAACCAUGCAUUUUGUUAAAGGUCUGGCCUUUACAAAGUGAUGCAGUCACAAACCAUUAGCAGGAAUUCAAACAUACUGUAAAAUAGAGGCGAGGCACGUCGGGGCAAGGGGCAGACUGGAGAGCGUUGGUGAUAAGGUUAGGUUUUAGUCUUAUCCACAGUUGCUGUGAGAAGGGUUAUUCUCUGUUGGUGACAGACAUUGCUGUUCAUGUCUGCUGCUCAGAAUGGCUGUGGGAAAGGAAAGGCGGAUGGUUCCUGUUCAAAAGCACAGAAACGAAGAGAUUCUGUGUAAAGAGAGUUCUAGGGGGAGCUCUGGUGAAAGGAGGCUCUUUGCAAAUCCCUGCACACUUGCAUGUGUCAUUAGCAGAGGGGGCUUGCUUCUUUAUGAUGACAAACUAGAAGUGACCCUUGGCUCCAUUCAGCUUUCCAGCUUUGCCUAUCCCCUGCCACUCUGCAACUACUGAGCACUCACAGAACAUAGGACUAGUCUCAAUGCUGGACAUGUGGUUCUGCUGCCAUGGGCAGCUGUGUGAGCCUGCAGAUCUCCACAGUGUCCUCAGCAAUGCAGAUCAGUUCCUGAUAUGUCCAGUACCAGCAGCAUCUCAUGAGUUAGGCCCUGCUGGGCUCAGGACAUAUAGAGAAAACACCUCUGGGGCUUUUGCUGUUCGUUGUGAGUGACAGCUCUCUGCUCCUGAGGCAUUUAUAACUGGCAGUUGUAUAGAGCUAGCUGCACAGUACAUCUGCCUGCCGCCAGCCAUGGCCUCCAACCACACCUAGCAGGGAUAGGAGACUAUUUCAAUGCCUACUACAGAACUACUCCAAAGGAAAGGGCUCAAAACAGAAAUCGGUUGGGCUGUAGUUCCUUCUGAUUCCGCCAAACUACAGGCUCUGUCCUGUCAUGCCUUCUCUUGAUUUCUCGCCCUGGUUGUAGAAAACUGAGGGCAGAGUUUACAACUGACAAAGCACUUUUGUUGCUCAUGUGCAGUUGAUUCCUCUUUGACAAGGAAAAAUGGUAAAGGGACACACACACAGAAAAAGGAAGAGGACAGAGGAGACUGGCUUCUCUUUGCAAGGAAAUUUGUGAGGAACCAGCAAAUGUUAUCACUGUGUGUGUGUUAGAAAUAACUUGGAGAUGGGAAGAAGAAGCAGAUUGGAAGAAGAAGCUAUAGAGGAUCAGUACAUCCUGCAUCAUGGGCUAUGUAAAACACAUAAGAAUAGCAGAACCAUGUAGAAACCUGUAUAUUCUUGGUUUAUUCACCAUUGCUACCUUCAUCUAACACCUGUCCAUUACAGCUCAGUCAAACUUUUAUGACGUUUGUAGGGGACUGUAGCUGAGAGCAGCAGUCCUAAGGAGAUGCAGAUUUGCACAGGCACAGCAGGGACGCAGCACUUGUGGCAGCCUGACAGCUUCCAGCUGACUGAAGAAGGUGAGCUGCAAACAAAAUAAAUAACUCAUGGACAACGUCCAUAGCAGACCUUAUGAAGCCAAUCAUCUCCACUGCUCUCACUCCUCCUGCACUAGCAAAGUCCAGGUAUGAUGAGCAGAGGCAGAGACUCUUAAUGCCACACACUUAGUGUUGGCGUUCCAGGCAAGACAACCUUUAAAUAGUUCCGGAGAGGACCCAACUUUUAACUGCACUUCUAAAUAGAGUCUACAGCUCUGAGGUGGUUUCUGAAACCUCCCAUGGAAGCUGUAACUGUGUGUUGCUUUGACUUUCAUUAGGAUUUAACAUCCUAUGUAUCUCAGUUGCUUUUCAAUAUUCACUUUUGAAAUGUUUAAUGUUAUUAACACCAACCUGCUGAAAUGUGCUUGGUUAUCUUAGGAAACACUGUACAAAAAUAGUCUCACAUAAGAUGUUUGGCUUUGAUUUUUAUCGCUGAGAUACACGGGCAGCUCACGGAACUUUUGAUCACGGCUCUGUGAAGGUGGUGGGUUUAUUUUUGAUUUGACAUGAAAAUGGUAACAAGCUAGAGCGAAAAUGAAUUAUCAUAAAGUUUUUCUGCAGCGUUUGUUGGACUGCUCAAGUCCUGAAGAGCUGCCUGCAAUGGGAGAUUUAUCCGAGCAGUUUGCCAGCUUCUAAAGCUCUGUUCCUGCAGAACAGAGUGGGAGCAGGCCAGAGUCUAUGGCCUUAACUUGGGAUUGCAGCUCAAAGCUACCUCUUCCAUUGGGCAAAUCUGAUUACCUGAGUUGAGAAGUGGAAGUUACAGCUGAUUUCAUCCUCUUUCCCCUCUUCGCCUAGUUUUGCCGUACUCAAAAUAGAGUUUUAGUUUCCCUGAGCUCAAAGAAGUGAGGAUAAGUCCCUAUAAGACCCUGUGGUUUUGUAAAGAAAAGCAUGGUAUUCUUGUGAAGAAAAAGGUACUAAAUGCCAAGUAUUUACCUAGGGCAUGGUUUUCUUUCAUGCCUCUCAACAAUGAUUGAACUGCUAACCCAGCAGGGUUUAGCUUUAAACCUAGUGGAGCAUAAUUGGCUUUUGCCAUUAAACAAAAUGCUUCCUCACGUCUUUUUAUUCCCGUCUUGUCUGAAUUCUCUGUUGGGGCAGAGGGGUGAGCAUUCAUGCAGCGUGCUGUUAAUCUAUGCAAAUUUCCUGUAAGUGUUUCAAACUGUUUGUUUCGACUAAAAAAAAAUCUGUUGAACCCACAGAUGUGAAGCGCUGCCAGAUGGAUUCAGAGUGAUCCCCAUCUGAGGAGAGUUCAUCAAGUGACCUCUUCAAAUAUACUGUUGAGGUUUCGUUUACCUUCACAGUCUUCAUGUCAGGGCCGUCUAUUUGGCAGUGUGUGAAAUGAGAUUUCCAAAGUCAUUAUGCUGUUCAGAAAUUUCCCCCAGACAGGACUUUCUCACCGCAGGCCCCACACGCAGCGGUGUCUGAACGCUCUGCUGAGCUUGUCUUUUUGUAAAGCGCAUGAAAUCUCGCUUCAGUGAUUGCGCCCGUAAAGAAGAAAACUAAAAUGGAAAAACUGGUGAGGAGGGUUAGCAGGACACGUGCUAGAAACACAACAAUCACAGGAUCUUUGCAUUUACAGCAUCAAACAUUCAGUGAAAUAAAAGUCUGCUAUUGCUGCGGACAGCUUGUGUUGUGGACUUGAGCUGAGCAUCUGUGCAGCUACCAUUUGUGCAUGCCCUCAGUGGGGGCUGAAGUGCUGGAGUUUUCCUGUGCAACGCGUUGAGUGUUAGUCUGAUAUCUUCCUGGUUGUGUUGUUCGGUAGCUGUUUAAACAAAGCUUUAUCUGCUGGAGCUCUGUCUGAUUCUUUAAAUUGCAGAUGAAUGACUUCUGCUUUCGGUUCGUACUCAAUGAGUAGGGAAACAGAAGUUGCCAAAAUUCAUGGUGCUGUGUCCUGGCUUUGUGAUCAAGAGUCCUUCCCCAGCUGUGCCACCUGGUAGUCCUGCACAUACUGUAUUUAUGGCAAACAUUUCUUAAAGUGCACCUUUUUUUUUUUUCUGAACUACAAAAUGUUGAUGUGCUUUAUUUUCUGUGGCCUGUUGUGCAAUGGGAAAAAAAAAUGAAUGUUCAAAGUGUGUCAGCGUCUCCUUUGUAAGAUUUUCUGUGACAAAGGGAAGGAAAAGGGUGUGAAAUCCUUUUGUACAGCAAUGGGAAACACUCUUUUGAUGCAACAUGCUAUUAUUGAUAACUGUGUUUACUGAUCAAACUGUAAUGAAGUGGUUACUUCCUGAUAUUAGCCUUUGUACUGUAUGGUAUUUUAUUUUAUUUUAUUUUGUCA
Molecule: messenger RNA, 6904 nt
Organism: Numida meleagris (helmeted guineafowl)
Lineage: Eukaryota; Metazoa; Chordata; Aves; Galliformes; Numididae
Gene: NTSR1
Product: neurotensin receptor 1
Exons: 4
Coding region: 26-1510 (494 amino acids)
Biological process (GO): neuropeptide signaling pathway
Cellular component (GO): plasma membrane
Molecular function (GO): G protein-coupled neurotensin receptor activity
Source: RefSeq, a predicted model, not a curated record